GGGAAAGUGUGUCCGUAGUCGAGCGAUGCGCGCACUGCAUGGCGACGACGUCGACGACGACCACGACGACGGCGACGACUAGCUCGACGACGACCACCACGACAACGGCAGGCCCGGACUAUCCUUAAUGUCAGACGCGAGCCUCCUCUCGGCCUCAGUUUUGUUUACCGUGUCCUCGCGUAAACAGCAGAGAGCCGGCCAAGAAGAUGAUAGUUACGAGGCCCCGUUUCCUACCUGCUAUCGUCAUCCUGAUCCUGAUCGAGGCACCCGACCGUGGUGACAGCAUAUCGUACAACACUGUGAGAGCAUGGGCGCACAAAUUGGGCUUCGAGCUGUCGCAGUUGGGAAAAUACGUGACCAACGUGGAGAAGUUCCACGAGAGUUACAAGCAAGCAGUAGUGAAGCCACGUGAUGGUAACGCCUUGGUCCACGAGAUCGCCAAGGACAUUAACGCUAUGAUGGAGUCGAAGAUAUCGGCUAUCAAGAGAAUCAUGGACGUGGCAGAGACAUCAGCUCAAUCAGCUCCAGACGUGGAUCCUCCGAAAUCCUUCCAAUUCAUCGACGCGAAGAACAACACGAUUGAACUGAAGUUCAGUGCUCAUUUUGGUGGCCAGGUGAACUUGAACAUGUCUGCGGUUCAUGUACCAACGAACGUCUACGAGAGAGCAUCGAACGUAGUCAGGGCAAUCAGAUGGUCCGAAGAGUUGGAUAAGACCUUCAUCUAUAAUUAUGAACAAGAUCCUUCAUUGUCCUGGCAGUAUUUUGGUAGUGCGACAGGGUUCAUGAGACAGUACCCUGCGAUGAAUUGGUUCAUGGAACCGGUUGACCUUUUCGACUGCAGAACCAGGAGUUGGUACAUCGAGGCAGCCUCCAGUCCGAAGGACGUCUUGAUUUUGAUCGAUACAUCUGGUAGCAUGACCGGUAUUCGCAGGGAAAUUGCUCGACACGUGGUGAACAAUAUAUUGGAUACACUUGGGAACAAUGAUUUCGUUAACAUCAUCACGUUCUCCAAUGUUACCAAGGAGGUGGUACCCUGCUUCAACGACACCCUGGUCCAAGCAAACUUGGCUAACGUGAGGGAGCUGAAGCGAGCAAUCGCGAACCUGAACACCGAAAAAAUUGCAAAUUUCUCGUUGGCCUUGACCACCGCCUUCGACCUACUCGAGUCCUAUCGAACCGAUAGGGAGGGUGCCAGAUGCAACCAAGCGAUCAUGCUGAUAACGGACGGAGUUCCGUACAACUACAAAGACAUCUUCGAGACUUAUAAUUGGAAGGACAAUCCCGACGAACCAUUCAAAGCCGACAUGCCUGUUAGAAUGUUCACUUAUUUGAUCGGCAGAGAGGUUGCAGACGUGAAGGAGGUUCAGUGGAUGGCUUGCGCCAAUAGGGGUUACUUUGUACACCUUUGCACUUUGGCAGAAGUCAGAGAAGAGGUACUCAAAUACGUUCCUGUAAUGGCAAGGCCUCUGGUCCUUGGUCGUACCGAUCAUCCAACGAUUUGGACACCUGUAUACGCGGACAUAACCGAUCCAAAGAUGACCGACUGGCUGUGGGAACAGAGGGAGAGCGAGGAGCAGAAAGAAAGGUUCCUGAGGCUUCACAGAAGGAAGAAAUUGUUCAACACGGAAGAACGGGACCGUAGGUUCGUGAAGAAACAGAAGAGAUCGUACGAACAGGGGGCCGAUUUACAGGAAUACAAACUGAUGACCUCGGUCAGCAUGCCGGUGUUCGACAGACGGGAGAACGCGAACAUCACAAGGCAGGUGCUGGUGAACGAAGCGUACUGGGUGACAGAGACAAGAGAGACGAGGAUCGCCGAUCUCCUCGGUGUUGCCGGUACGGAUGUUCCUAUUGAAGAGAUACAGAAGCUGAUGAUGCCACAUUUGCUCGGUGUCAACGGGUAUGCGUUCAUUGUGACCAACAAUGGUUUCAUCCUGAUUCAUCCAGACCUCCGGCCAGUGUUCCAGGGUAUCUUGAAGCCAGCGUACAACAGCGUCGACAUGGCGGAGGUGGAACUGAUGGACCAGGAUAGAGGUCCAAGAGAAUUCGAUGAAGGAAUCAUUAUGCUGCGAAACGAUGUGGUGAAUCAAGCAAAUGGUAGCGUUACGCUGCACACGAAAUAUCAUUACGACGAUAUGAAACGCGUGGGCAGAGUAAAAAGGAAGUACGAUUACACGGGCAUACCAAACACGCCUUUCACGGUGGUGGUCAGUCUGCCGGAACACAACCACACCGGAAGUUACCGUGUGCACGCCACCGAGGAGAUCCAUCGUGCCCACGUUAGUGGCAAGAACGUUUCAGAUUAUUUCACUGGUACCAACUGGCUGGUGCAUCCCCAUUGGUUGUACUGCAAGUACCACUAUGAGGAUGAACGAUCGUUCAAUUCCUCGGAGGCACGGCUGUUACAUUUCCUGGAACGUACACGUCAACCUCGCUGGAAAUGGAACGACAUGAAACAACCAUCCCAACCGCCAGAGUACUCAGCCACUAGUUCCGGCAACGAUACUCAUCGUAAAUCAAAGCCUCCACCGUACAAAGCGGACAAAGAUUCUUACUACUGCGACAGGGAUCUUCUGUUAAGUCUGGUGUUCGACGCAAAGGUAACCGAGUGGUUUGCGAACCCCAGCACUACGCGCGAAGAAAAAGCACCUUUAGCUAGGCUGAUGAAUCUGCUGCCCAGGAAAGAGUUCCAACAACGUUUCGGCGUGACACUCGCGUUCAUGGCCACCCACAGCGGCCUGACAAGAUGGCAAGACUUCCUCCUGGAUGAAGAGGACACCAUGCCCGACGAUCACUUCAGCAAAAUGUAUCCAAGAGCCAUCGACGAGGUAUGGUACAAACGUGCCGUGGAACAGCAUUACGUUGAACCAGAGAGCUUUGUAUUCUCCGUGCCAAUCGACGAAGAGGGUGCUGAUAACACCACUUUGGUCACUGCCAGUCGUGCCAUUUUUAUCGAAACAAGGAAAGCAAAGGCGCCAGCAGCAGUCGUAGGCUUCCAGUUCCAGCAUACAGCUCUUCAGGGACUAUUUCAGAAUAUAACAUUUAGCUGUGAAGGACUUGGAAAUUGUCAUACACAUUGUGGAGCAGAUAACUGGGCCUGCUAUUUGAUUGACAAUAAUGGAUACAUAGUCGCAGCUGAAGACGAAUCAGAUGCUGGGAAAUUCUUCGGUGAACUUAGAGGACCCGUUAUGUCCAGCCUCGUUAAGGAAGGCGUCUUCGAGAAAAUUAGGAUAUUUGAUUAUCAAGCUGUCUGUUUCAAGAGCACGCAGACCAGUAACGAUGGCAAUAUCUUGCUCACUCCAUGGAAGAACGCGCAGAAGAUGAUGUCGUGGAUGGUCAGCCAAGCAGUCUGGGCUUGGGCCAAAGCUGGUAUUUGGGAAUCCGAGUACGCGGAGGCGUAUGCUUAUCCGAACGAGGAAGAAGGCAUGCACGAAGAUUAUCAAGAGAACGAGGAGAAACCUCCAGUCGAUGCAAAGGAUGAAAAACUGUUCGAUCAGAAGGUCUUGAUUAAUCGGACACGACCAGAAGCCUGCGAUCAAGAAGUGUAUCUGUACCUGCGAAACGCAUCCUUCAACUCGUACGACAUUGAAUCCGACGUGAACGAGAAUUGUAUGAGGCCGUACAUCGUUCAACCGGUCGAACUGAGCAACAUGCUUCUAUUGGUCGUUAACACCGACUGCAAAGACACCGUGUCACCUCCUCUGAGCGUCAUCCCGGAAGAAGUAAUUUACGAGAACAACUCGCUGGUAUGCCAAAAAGCACUGACCACCCUGAAGAGAAGGAGACCUCAGUCGUGUAUUCGUAGCCAUCCAAGGGAAAGCGAGAUCAAAGAUCUCUGCGGUUUCGCUCCAAACGUAGCACCAAACGUUUACCUCCUCCUCGUUCUGUUAACGACAUGUACUAUUGCUAGACGAAUCAUCGGUUUCCAAUGAAAUGUCGAUUCUUCUGGCUCAAUGUGAACGUCGAAGAACAGACGAGGAGAUGAAAGUUCAAUUUACCAAAAAGAAUGCAUUUCUUUUGCCAAUUAAAGCUGCUAAGGAGGAAAAGUACAAGUUGAGAAUGAUUGUUUGCGGGGUAAUCAAUGUUUCUCUUGUUUUCAUAGUUAUUGCAAAUUCGCAAUGUUGUAAUGUUCAUAGAGAAGGAUUAUCAGAGUCCUGAUCUCUGUUGACGCCUUGAUGAUGGUGCAGGCAGGCUCUGCAGGUCGUGAUACAAGGAUCAAGUUGUUUUUGUUUAGAACUAUUGUUAGAACUUCGAAUCAGAUUAUGUCUGGGUACUUUGUCGUCCUUGAAUGCAUGACUCUUAAGAUGAAAAAGGAAGUCCGUGAAUCGAUGCUGAAGUAGUCCUAAAACAACCUUACUGCCUGAAACACUACACGGUGUCCACUCUGUAUGCGUCUCUGCUCUAUUCUUCUUUAUCUUUAUCUAUGUACGACUAUUGUUAUUCUAUAUAUCGUUUAUAUUACUUUACUCUGUGCAAAAUUCAGAUAAUCAAAAUUUUAUAGAACAAGGAGAAAAACAAACUGUUAACAUAAAGCGUUCAAAUACUGUUACUUGCUCUAUGAAUCGCGGGUCGACCAAUCUACGCGUAGGACGAAGAUUUCAGUGGCCAGAAUACAUAAAACGUGUUUAAGAUCUAGGUUUGAAGAACGCAGCGCAAACGAGGAAGUUGUUUCGUUUGUAGGUGGAGAACGCACCUACAUUUCGUGGGAUAAUUGAUAAAUGGAAGUAACAGGGCAAUGAUAAAAUCGCGUUACGUCGAGAACUCAAUUCGACGUGGUCGCUGGUGUAAGUUUUUAGAACGAUAAAGUAGUUAGGAUCUUAUAAAAGAGCAUAUUAAAGAACAGGGACGUAUACGAAUGGCGUACCGUCACCGAUACUAUUGAACACAUUCACAUUAUGCGCUUUGUACAUUAACCGAUGUAAAACGUGUCGUUUGAUAUUUAUAGAAGAUUACGGAUAUUAAUUUUGUAUAUUAAUGUACUAUAAUAACGAGAGUUACAAGGAUGUGUGCCUUUGGACACGCGGUUAAAACAAAAUAAUAAGGUAUUGUUGUAUGUUUUUCAAAUAAACAAGUAAACUCUCUACUCGGUUAGCUCUCUGCUUCCUUCAGCGAAACAGAAAGAACUUACAUCGUGGCGAGUUGAAAUUCGAAAAACGAAUAAUGUUAAUUGUAUAUUACAUAAAGUUUAUUACAAUUUCCUAUGUACAACGGCUUGCCUAUGUAAAUGAAAAAUCGUUUCUUAUCAAAAAAUGGCAAAUGUUGAAAGAAUCAAUGUUACUUCAAUUGA
Osmia bicornis bicornis is the source of this 5287-nucleotide messenger RNA. RefSeq names its product voltage-dependent calcium channel subunit alpha-2/delta-3 (gene stj). The record is from RefSeq and is a predicted model, not a curated record. Bases 207 to 3932 code for a protein of 1241 amino acids. Lineage: Eukaryota; Metazoa; Arthropoda; Insecta; Hymenoptera; Megachilidae. Gene Ontology annotation, cellular component: voltage-gated calcium channel complex. The transcript is spliced from 19 exons. Gene Ontology annotation, molecular function: voltage-gated calcium channel activity.